Molecule: messenger RNA, 983 nt
Organism: Corticium candelabrum
Lineage: Eukaryota; Metazoa; Porifera; Homoscleromorpha; Homosclerophorida; Plakinidae
Product: cyclin-H-like
Exons: 12
Coding region: 4-897 (297 amino acids)
Biological process (GO): regulation of cyclin-dependent protein serine/threonine kinase activity; regulation of transcription by RNA polymerase II; DNA-templated transcription
Cellular component (GO): transcription factor TFIIK complex; nucleus
Molecular function (GO): cyclin-dependent protein serine/threonine kinase regulator activity
Source: RefSeq, a predicted model, not a curated record
AUUAUGUUUCCGUCCAGUAGUCAAAGACGCUACUGGAUGUUUCCGGACCACCAGUCUGUAGUAGCUAAAAGAGUAGAAGCAAACGAGCAUUUUAAAGAAAGAAAUAAGGAAAGUGGAUCAACAUUUCUGUCUGCUGACGAAGAGUUGACACUGUGUAACUGGUACACGAACAAAUUGAUAGAAAUGACAGGCCAGUUUCGUCCUCCUCCUCCAGCAUCAGUGUUGGGCACAGCGGUGACAUAUCUGAAGCGAUUUUAUCUAAACAACUCGGUGAUGGAUCAUCAUCCUAAAGAUAUUAUGCUGGCGUGCCUUUACAUGGCAUGCAAAGUGGAGGAAUACAAUGUCACUAUCGAGCAAUUUGUUUGCAUCUUACCAGUGAGUGAGAGGCAAACAGCGGCCGAGUAUGUACUAAGAAAUGAGUUGAUGCUGCUUCAAGCUCUCUGUUUCCAUCUUACUGUUCACAAUCCUUACCGUCCUCUUGAAGGUUUCUUAAUUGACAUGAAGACUCGAUCACACAUAUCUGUGACUCAAAUUGAGUCUCUCCGGGCUUCUACAGAACUGUUCUUGCAGCAUUCACUUUUCUCUGAUGCUAGUCUGCUUUUUGCUCCAUCUCAGAUCAUUCUGGCUGCUCUCUUACAUUCAGCAUCAUCUGCUAAUACGGAUCUAAACAGCUACUUGUCGACACUAUUUCAUGGUAGUGGGAAAGAAGAGUUUCUUCAUGACAAAGUGAAAACUAUCCAGAGAAUGGUGACAUCAUCAGUACGAACUAGUGAACAAGAGGCUGUUCGUAUUCAAGAGAAGUUGAAAGCAUGUCAGAAUCCGGAGCUAAACCCCGACAGUCAGCAGUAUAGAGAGAGAGCAGAGCAGUAUGAAAUGGAGAGUUCAGAAGAACUAUGAGCUGCAGAAAGACAUGCUGUAAGCGGGGAAGACAUAACAUGUGCAUGAACAUGUCACAUGAUAUAUAUCGCGUGUCAUAUCACAUU